AGCUGCACUGUUGGCUGUUCCUGAUGCAAAAGAAUAUUUUACAGCCAUGCAGAUGAGGGAUAUUAGAGAGCUGACAAACACCUCGGACAAGAACAGAGAAAUUCUAACAAGAGUCAGAGCAAAAGGUGUCAAGGGGUACUUCGAUUUCAAAAAGUGUUUGAUAAAGUCCCGUCAAGAAUGCUUGGUAAAAUAUCUAGACACAACUGCAGCCAAACUAGAAGAAGAAAUAUUACCUGCUAAAGAAACUUCACCAACUGUUAAUAAUCGUGCAGGAUUUAAAUGUUCAGUUUGUGACCUUUCAUUUGGCACCGUGCAACAUUUGGUACAACAUACCCAGACGUCCGAACACCUGAAUAUGAUAAAAGAACAGCAAGAAUUUGCAAAAGAAAACCAAGAGGAAAACGGGGAUGAAGCCGGCGACUUUUCAAGUUUAGCUAGUAGUAUGCAUGAGCAGAACGCAAUUGAUAGCAACGACCAAGUCGGCCAAUGUUUCCUGUGUAAUGUCAGAUUCACAUCCCCGUCGCAUGCAAAUAGUCACUUGAGUGGUAAGAAACAUAAAAGGAGAAAAGCUCUGUUUGACUCGGAGUUUCAGCUCAUUCACGGUUCUGAUGAAAUUAAAAGUGUUCAGCUUUCUUCAGAAAAUGUUGGUGAGCCAAAUAGUCAGUUAUCUUUGUCACUAAACACUCUAGGAUCAAUUAAUCCAACAGUGUCAGUAGAUUCGAGUAAGACCUGUGAUAUCUGCAAUGUUUCAUUUACUAGCAAAUACAAUGCUCAACAACAUUACGAUAGCGAAAAACACAAAAAGAAAGCUCUUAUACUGCAAAAGCAGAAGCUGGGAGAAGCUCUUCCAAUGUCUUGUGACAUUUGUAACUGUAGUUUUAAUGGCCCGGAGAGUGCAGAAGCACAUUUUAAGAGCGAGAAACAUAGGAAGAUGAAAGACAAAAAGCAGAGACUUGGAGAAGCACUACCAACGUCUUGUAAUGCUUGUAACUGCAGUUUUAGUACCCCGGAGAGUGCUGAAGCCCAUUUCAAAGGCGGGAAACACAGGAAGGCGGCAAACAAGGCUAAAACAGAAGGUGGAGACGGCUUGCCUUUAUUUUGCACGAUCUGCUCAUGCCCUUUUUCUAGCGAAUUGAAUGCAAAACAGCAUUUUGAGAGCAAGAAGCAUAAACGGAAACAGGAACUUAAUGCAAAGACUGUUCCAGAAGAGCUUAUGUUGAAUCCACGUGAUAUAGCCAUGUACUUGAAGGCUCUUGAGGAAGGUAAAGAAAGAGAUAAAUGUGUCAGGAUUAUGGUUGUUGGUCACUAUGCACAGGGUAAAACAUCACUUACAAGAAGGCUUUUCGGACAAACCAUCGAACGAGUUGAAAGCACAAAUGGCAUUGAAGUACACAGCAAACAAUGUCAAAAGAUUGGAUCCCACUGGGAUGACAAACCAUCUGUAGAAGAUGAUAUGACGAAUCGACUUGUCAAAGUGGCACUUUUGACUGAGUCGCUGAAUGAAAAUGAGAAACACAUUGAUGAUAUUUCAGGUAAUUCUUUAGGAGCUAUGGGAAAACAAAUGGUAAACGAAAUAGAUGUGGCUGCUCUUGAGAUGUCCAGAGAGGCAUUGUAUAAAACAGAACCUAUGGCAGAAAGAUCUGUUGAGAAGAACAGUUCCGUUGAAUUGAUUUAUGACAAGGAUUCAGUUGCACAAUUCGCACAAAAAAUGAAUGCCAACAAAAAGAGAGAGUCAACAGCAGUUGAUGAAGACACUAUCAUUGAUAUAAACGUUUGGGACUUUGGUGGACAGUUUAUUUACUACGCUACGCAUCAAAUCUUUCAUUCAAGAAAUGCAAUAUACCUUCUAGUUUUCAAUCUGAAAGAACCUCUUGACAACAUAUUAAUAGACGAAGACUUUCCAAACAACCAGUUUACAAUGAAAAGUUCUCUUACGUACUGGAUGGAGUCAAUACAUUCAUUUGUAGGAUCACAAGAUGGCAAAGAACCUGUUGUCAUUUUAGUCGGAACGCACAAGGGAGACUGUACAGGAAAUGAAAACAAACAACUUGAAGCAGCGAUGGAAAUCUUAUGUACAACCAAAACAUUCAGUCAUGUAUAUCCAUCAUCGUUUGCAGUUGAGUGUAUGGAUCCUCACGAUGAGUCUUUGGAACAGUUGAGAAAUGUUAUAUAUAAAGUUGGCCUGGCGAAGACCCAGCAUAGAUUGAUUCCAGCUAAAUGGAUUCCACUGGAGAAGAAGCUGUUGGAAUUGAGAAACAAGAAAAUUAUACGGCUGGAAGAUGUACAGAAGCUGGAUUCUGAAAACAGUCAUCCUAUUCAAGAUGAAGAACACGUUAAGUUGUUUCUUAAAUACCAUGCUGAGACAGGAAGUUUGAUUUUCUUUGACGAGGAAAAGCUUCAGGACUUUGUCGUGCUCGAUCCACAGUUUCUUAUUGAUGCAUUUAAGUGCAUCAUUACUUCUAAACGUUUCUUCAGAUUGAAGCCAAAUCUACAUCAUCUUGGUAGAAAGCUCAUUACAAGUGGUGUUCUGGAAAUGGAUCUCUUGGAUGAAGUCUGGGGAAAUGAUGAAACAAAUCAGUUUUAUGCUUUCAAGGACGUUAUAAUAGCAUUUAUGCAAAGGCUUAGAAUAUUUGCAGAGAUAAAAGACAUAAAUUGCUCUACUGGAUCGGAGCAAAAUGGAAAUGUUUCGAGAUGCUUCCUUGUUCCAAGUCUCCUGAAAUGUAAAGCUGAAGAAGAAGUGAUGAAAGCAUUUCUUCCACCAUGUAAAAGAAAAUCAAACGUCUCGCUUGUUUUGGAACUAGAGAAUAGUUCAGUUCUUCCACUCAUAUAUCAGAGAGUAACAGCUGCUGUGUUAGCAAAAUGGCCACCAAUUUAUUUUCCCAGAAGAGAUCCACUGUUGUUUCAAGAUGUUGGCGCAUUUUUGUUGAACCAUCAGCAUGCGGGGUUGCUAACUCUAAGCAAAGUAAGCUUAGACUGCGAUGGCUUAGAGAUAACGGUCGUCAAUCUGUGCCCAACAAGUACUGUAGAUUCAAGGGUUUGUGAACAAUUUCGAAGAUACAUUGAAAUGGUUAUAUUGCUUGAAUUUGAAAAGUUUUCAAGCAGUUCAAAGGAUGACUUGUAUAGAUAUUAUUUGCGAUGCAACCAUUUUGAGCAUGGGUACAAAGGUAGUUUUUAUGUACAUGACUUAAAGCAAGUCAGGGGCGACAAAGAUGUACAUUGUCCCGAUCAUGGCAGUCAUGUGGUAAACGUGAAGGAAAGCAUUGGCCAAUGGUUCAAGAAAGAAACUACAUUGUCAGAUGAAAGUCUUCCAGAUCGAGAACUAACUGACAAAGAACUUAGCAAAAUAGCACAAGCAAUUGGGAAAAACUGGAACUUGCUUGGAAUAGAUCUUGGACUCGGGCAAGAUGAUAUUGACCGUUGCGAAAUAGACCACUGUUCAUCAGGGGUCAAAACAACAAUUUAUUUUAUUUUGAAAGAAUGGAAGAAAAGAUGUUCUGGAAAACAUUCAAUGAAAUACCUUAUUACACAGAUGAAAGAAUGUGAAGGACUUACUGUAAACUGGGACAAAAUAAACAACCUGACUGAUAACUUUUGAUAUGCUAUAUCCUGGAAAUACAAGAAUAUUUUUUCUUGCAGUAAUUCAUGUAUUAUUCCAAUUGAAAAUUUAUGCUUUCGGGUGAAAUACUGAGAUAUAAGUGAAAAAUAUAUUUAAUAAUUUCACAUUGAAAAAUAACAAAUAUAUUUUUCACAGUACUCCUGUUUGGACUGCUUUUAAUAAAUUCCCCGUUAAGGUGCCUCAAACACUGUCAAUCGUUACUUCCCUUUUACGCAUUUCGAGUGACCUCCCCUACAUUGUUUACAAAGUAUGCAUAUAUAUAUAUAUAACGUUUUGACGUCUGCUUUCUGCAAACUGUCAUCGUGGCCGAAUCGGAAAUAGUUCCAGAAGUUCUGAGACAAAUAAUGGAUAACCUCUUUGAUACAAAACCUUUUGGCGACUUCCAGGUAGCACAGGCUGGAGAAAGAAUGUUCAGAGAAGUAGAUCCUGAUGAAUGCCUCGUUGCUUAUGAAAACUAGAACACUCUUAAGAAAACUGUCUAUGACAUGAAGCUUGUCAAUGCCUUUUUGAUGUCAAGAAAUGAGGACAGGUUGAUUCAGUUUAUUCCACCCGAGGAGCUCAAGUAAUCAUUGCUGCAAUUUCAUUUUGGCAGUAACAAAAAGGACGGAUCGGAGUAUGAGCCUACGACACUUAGGGGGGUUUUUAGGGUCAGUAGAGAGACACUUCA
Messenger RNA from Mercenaria mercenaria, 4283 nucleotides. RefSeq lists its product as uncharacterized. Gene Ontology annotation, molecular function: zinc ion binding; protein binding; nucleic acid binding. The coding region runs from base 47 to 3595 and encodes 1182 amino acids. The transcript has 4 exons. Gene Ontology annotation, biological process: signal transduction. Lineage: Eukaryota; Metazoa; Mollusca; Bivalvia; Venerida; Veneridae. The record is from RefSeq and is a predicted model, not a curated record.